AAGUUCCUUGUCUUUGACUAGAGACCAACGCGCGGAAGGGCAGACGAUAGCAGCACCCACUGCUGUUAUUAGCCUUCACAUCUCAAUGUACUGUUGUCAAAGAAAGCACUGAUCAUGCCCACUGCUUUUGCAGGGCAAAGAUAUUGAUCAGUGUUAGAAUACUCCAUUUUUUCUUAUGAGAUUAUUUUUCAUAGAUUUUUAUUUGUAGGUAGAUAUUUUUCCACCAUGGUGCUAGGAAAGGUAAAGAGCUUCACCGUAACCUACGACUGUCUCAAUGACAGCAAUGUCCCCGUUUUCGCAAGCGGGGACUCCGUCUCAGGUAGGGUUAUCAUCGAAGUCACCGGAGAAAUCCGUGUGAAAUCUCUUAAAAUUCAAGCAAAGGGAUUUGCAAAAGUUCGUUGGACUGAAUCCCGAAAUGCUGGAUCUAACACUGCCUAUACGCAAAAUUACACAGAAGAAGUGGAAUAUCUAAACCAUAGAGACAUCCUAAUUGGACAUGAAAGAGAUGAGGACAACUCAGAAGAAGGACUCACCACUAUCCAUUCAGGAAGACACGAGUAUGCAUUCAGCCUUGAGCUUCCACAGACACCUCUGGCUACCUCGUUGGAAGGGAAGCACGGCAGCGUGCGUUACUGGGUGAAGGCCGAGCUACACAGGCCAUGGUUUCUGCCCAUGAAGACCAAGAAAGAAUUCACAGUGUUUGAACACAUCGACAUAAACACUCCUUUACUCCUGUCACCCCAGGCAGGUACGAAAGACAAGACUUUAUGCUGCUGGUUCUGCACCUCAGGUCCAAUCUCCUUAAGUGCCAAAAUCGAAAGGAAGGGAUAUACCCCAGGAGAGUCGAUUCAGAUCUUUGCCGAGAUCGAGAAUUGUUCCUCUCGCAUGGUCGUGCCUAAGGCAGCCAUUUACCAAACACAGACCUUCAAAGCCAAAGGUAAACUGAAGGAGGUCAAACAGCUGGUGGCCAACCUCCGAGGGGAGUCACUGUCCUCGGGCAAGACGGAGACGUGGAGUGGCAAAAUGCUGAAGAUCCCCCCUGUCUCUCCCUCCAUCUUGAACUGCAGCAUCAUCCGAGUGGAGUAUUCUCUCAUGGUGUACGUAGACAUCCCCGGAGCUAUGAACCUGUCUCUGAACCUGCCACUGAUCAUCGGCACCAUCCCGCUGCACCCCGUCGGCAGCCGCACCUCCAGCGUCAGCAGCCAGUGCAGCAUGACCAUGAGCUGGCUAGGCAUGGCCCUGCCAGAGCGUCCUGAAGCCCCACCAAGCUAUGCCGAGAUCAUGACAGAGGAGCAGAGACGGAGCCUGGAGGUGACCUCAGCCAGGGAUGAGUUGGAGGGAUCACUCUUUGCCUACAUCCAGGAGUUCCGCUUCCAGCCCCCUCCUCUCUACUCUGAGGUUGAUCCCAAUCCUGAUCAAGCCAGCCGGACAGAGGAGCGGAGGUCUGACACCUGUCCAUCACGCUGAAGGAAACUCAGAGCCCAGCCCGGAGAUGUUUUGGGCGUUUCUAGUCAGCGCUGUUUUUGUUUUUUCCCCCCCAGCGACAGCGUUCGCACGCCACCGUCGAUGUUGAGAGAAAACAAAACAAAGAAACAAACAUGGAUGAUACCACGGUUGAACGAAGCCCCUCCCACAGAGAGAGGCACAGGAAGUCAGUACGGGAACACUUCCUGGCAGCCUGCAAGGCCGGGGCACGGCUAGACAAACACACACCUGAGCUGUGAAAAAAAAACCCCUGUAGUGGAGACAGCCUUGGUGGAGUGGUGAUGCCGUGCCAGGGCCCUGUCUGCCUAUAGCUCUUAAUAUCCUGCUUUCUUCUGUAACCACGGCAUACAGACAUGGCUCUCACACAGAGCAGAACUGUCAUGUCGAGAUCUGAGCAGAAAAAAAAGAACAAACAGGAAGAAGAGAAAACAAUAUAAGCACCACUGUCUGAAGAGCAGAGAGACUACCUUCUUCCUGUCUGAAGAGCAGAGAGACUACCCUCCUCCUGUCUGAAGAGCAGAGGGACUACCCUCCUCCUGUCUGAAGAGCAGAGAGACUACCCUCCUCCUGUCUGAAGAGCAGAGAGACUACCCUCCUCCUGUCUGAAGAGCAGAGAGACUACCCUCCUCCUGUCUGAAGAGCAGAGAGACUACCCUCCUCCUGUCUGAAGAGCAGAGAGACUACCUUCUUCCUGUCUGAAGAGCAGAGAGACUACCCUCCUCCUGUCUGAAGAGCAGAGAGACUACCCUCCUCCUGUCUGAAGAGCAGAGAGACUACCCUCCUCCUGUCUGAAGAGCAGAGAGACUACCCUCCUCCUGUCUGAAGAGCAGAGAGACUACCCUCCUCCUGUCUGAAGAGCAGAGAGACUACCCUCCUCCUGUCUGAAGAGCAGAGAGACUACCCUCCUCCUGUCUGAAGAGCUCAGCAGCAGAGAGACUACCUUCUUCCUGUCUGAAGUAGAGCAGAGAGACUACCUUCUUCCU
This is a messenger RNA of Salmo salar (Atlantic salmon), 2468 nucleotides long. Its product is annotated as arrestin domain-containing protein 3. Gene Ontology annotation, cellular component: cytoplasm. Gene Ontology annotation, biological process: protein transport. NCBI's taxonomy places the organism in Eukaryota, Metazoa, Chordata, Actinopteri, Salmoniformes, Salmonidae. The record is from RefSeq and is a predicted model, not a curated record.